AUGAGGCACGAGGGUGAGGUCGCCUGGCGUAUGCCUGCAUCCCUAGUUUCAAGACAUGCAGAGCUGGCUUGGAACUUGAUUUGGCAGUUUCAAAGGCUUGGUUUGCCCUCACACCUUCUUGACGGCCUUCCAAGUUGGCUUAUCUACCUACGUCAACGGCAACUGGACGCUGCUACCGCUGCAGUCACAGGAAGCUCUGUUAUUAACCUUUCAGACGACCAGUUCUCUCAAACCAGAACUGAAUCAAAACCAAGCCUCACCGGCACUCUCUUUGUAGGAAUACGCUAUUUUUACAUUUUUAAAUUCAUUAUCACUAGUAGUUCAUCAACUAUUUUUAAUAUCAUUCCAUAA
Protopolystoma xenopodis is the source of this 351-nucleotide messenger RNA. The record is from the annotation of a GenBank genome assembly. Lineage: Eukaryota; Metazoa; Platyhelminthes; Monogenea; Polystomatidea; Polystomatidae.